AUGGAAAAGCGCCUCUUCGUGCAACUGAACGGCAACAGAAAAGUCAUCGGCAUCCUGCGCGGCUAUGAUGUCUUCUUGAACAUCGUGCUCGACGAGGCCGUUGAGGAGAAGCCAGGCGGCGACCGCGAGAGGCUGGGCAUGGUUGUCAUCCGCGGCAAUUCCGUGGUUAUGCUCGAGGCGUUGGAGAGGAUGGGGGAUGAUCGACGAUAG
Cladophialophora yegresii CBS 114405 is the source of this 210-nucleotide messenger RNA. Its product is annotated as small nuclear ribonucleoprotein G. The transcript is spliced from 2 exons. The record is from RefSeq and is a predicted model, not a curated record. Gene Ontology annotation, biological process: mRNA splicing, via spliceosome; spliceosomal snRNP assembly. Gene Ontology annotation, cellular component: catalytic step 2 spliceosome; U1 snRNP; U5 snRNP. Gene Ontology annotation, molecular function: RNA binding. NCBI's taxonomy places the organism in Eukaryota, Fungi, Ascomycota, Eurotiomycetes, Chaetothyriales, Herpotrichiellaceae. The coding region runs from base 1 to 210 and encodes 69 amino acids.